AGAGGAGGUUGGUGUCCUUGAAGGUUUAACGCUCGUAAUCAAGUCUACCAUUCUGCUUGCUUUGGUCUUAUAUCCAAGCUUUCACUUGACGAGGUUUCUUGGGACGGACCUUUCUCUGAGAAACAACUGUAUUCAAUGGAGGAGCAGGACAAAAAUGACAAUUCUGCUUCUUUUUCAUGGUGGUCUGAUAGCCAUAAGCGUCUUCAACAAUCCCAAUGGCUUCAAGCUACCCUCUCAGAUUUGGAUAACAAGACUAAAACGAUCCUAAAUAUUAUACAAGACGAUGGGGAUUCAUUUGCAAAGAGAGCUGAGAUGUUUUAUCAGAGAAGACCGGAGCUUAUAAACCUGGUGCACGACUUGCACAAAUCCUACCGUUAUUUAGCAGAAAAGUACGAUCAACUUAGAUCGGAAUGCGUUUAUGUUUCCCAUUUGAGAUCAAUAUCAUCCUCUUCGUCAUUAAACUCCUCCAAACAAGUUCAACUCUUCCAGGCAUGUAACGAAGAUAAUGUUGGAAGCACCAAAUCGGAAGCACCAACUUCCCUUCCUGACUCGGUUGCAGAAGAAAAAUAUAGCAUUAGACGGGAAAAUGAGUCCAUGUCAAGUGAGAAAUACAAGAUCCUGAAGACCGAUCGUGAUGAUGACAGGGACGUUAAUGGAAGUGGGCUGGAAAAGAUCAUUAAUGGUAUUGGAUUGAAUGGAAACAAUGAUGGCCGUGAUUUCCGAAUGAAAAGCCUCGAAAAGGAGAAACUGCGGAAUGAAUUAAGGCUACAGGUCUCAGGACUUAUAGAUGAUAGUUUACAGCAGCAGAGUGAGCUAAUAAAGAGAAAUGACGAGAAGAGAGAAGUGAUCAAGCAUCUUCGUGCCCAAAUCAGCAGGCUAAUGGAAGAGAACAGGGUCCUGAAGAGUUAUCUACCAAGCUACAAGGUGGAUAUGAAGCGGAACACCAAAUCUCGUGUAUCAAAGCUGAAGGGGCUAAAUUGCAUUGGCAAUUUUGAGGGCUAAUUGGCAUUUCGCACGAGUUACAGUUGAUAACCUAAUAAUGCAAUAAAAAAUCAGUUAAAAAUGCCACCAUUUCCUUAA
Molecule: messenger RNA, 1080 nt
Organism: Populus euphratica (Euphrates poplar)
Lineage: Eukaryota; Viridiplantae; Streptophyta; Magnoliopsida; Malpighiales; Salicaceae
Exons: 2
Coding region: 136-1002 (288 amino acids)
Molecular function (GO): actin binding
Source: RefSeq, a predicted model, not a curated record